CUUACCCACCACUCACACCAUGGUGUCUUGUAGACUGGAAGUUAAAAAAUAAAGAAAAAAGAAAUCUCCAGAAUGUGAUGUGCAAUAGAAAAAUAUAGGUGUAUGGCUAAAUACCUGUAUACUACACAAUUAAUUGUACAGUUAAUACACAUAAUAUACAAUUAACAGUUAUUUUGUUUCUUUACACCCAGAAAAAUAUAGAAGAAAAUAAAAGGCCUUCAUAGUCGGUAUUGUUCGUGUCUGGAUACAUUUAAAAAUAUUAGUGAACCUUCACCGCCUUUAAUGUCAUGACAUUGUACUGAUCACAUACACAAUGAGAACUGCCCAGGAUAGUUGAACAAGUAGCUAUUGUCUUAUUGCUCAGUGGGAUGCCUUGGACAAAUCCCUCUUAGUUGCAGGUGGUCAGGCGUGAGCAAAGAGUUAAGUCCUGGGGUCCCUCUGUCCCUCCCUCCUAAUGUCCUGACAUCAUUGGCCCUGCCUCCAAAAAUCUCCUUGCUUUCCCCAAAGUAUAUUUUCCAGUCCUGCUUUCAUUAGAGAAAGAAACACUGUGUGCACCCAGUGUAAGGACUAAGGGUUAGCAUAUAGUUUGGUGCCCUGGAACUAUAGAUUGAAAAACUAUGUUUUAAUGAUGGUCUAAAGAACUUUUCGGAUUAAUAGUGGACAUCUUGGGUGUUGUAUGUCGUUCAGAGGGAGAUGGCUGUUCAGGCUGCCAUCAUGAACUCACAGUUCCUAAAUUUCUGUUUCCCUGGUUCGGUUAUGGAGUACGAGGUGGAGAAGGGUUUGGAUGGGGCAUUCCUGGGUGAAGUGGACUGCGAGGGUGACUUCAGGGAGGCAACCAGUGACUUGCUCAGCUUCAUUGAUUCUGCUUCCAGUAACAUCAAACUGGCCCUGGAUAAGCCAGUCAAGUCCAAGAGGAAAGUCAACCACCGCAAGUAUCUACAGAAACAGAUCAAAAGAUGCACAGGAAUCAUGGGACUGGGGAAUGGAGCACCUCAGGAGUCUUGCAAAAAUCACGACUCCACCCCAACUCCAACUAGCAUCAUCCAGAACAAAACACCCAAGCGGGACGGAGCUCAGGCCAACCUGCAGAGCAAAAGUCUGGCUGCUCUCUUCAACCAUGCCAAGGAUUUGCGCGGAGAGAAAGCAAAAAAGCCUCCACUGCGACACCGAAACCUGCCGCCAUCCUUCUUCACAGAGCCAGCCAACAAUGCCAGAGUUACAUCCACUUCCGGCAUGUCCCUCAAAGAUCUUGAGCGGGGAAAUCCAGAUGCAGCAGAGUUCUUUGAGCUUCUGGGGCCUGACUACAGCAACAUGGUCUCUGAGCAGGAGCUCUACCACACUAUGCCCAACAGAGUCCAACAGCAGGGAACCACGGGACCGGAACCAAUCUCUUUUGACUCACACAAUUUUGUGACAGGUGGUUUUCUGUAUGCAGAACCAUGGGCCACAAGUGGUGGGGUGUCCAAAAAAACAGGGGACAUAAAGGCAGUUCCAGGGCAGUCAUCUCUAUAUGGGAACACGGACUCAUCUUGCCCAGUGCCUAUGGAGCAGAACUCUACAUGUUCACUGACCUUCCCAAACUUCUUUACCGACUGCUCUGUUUCCCAGGCAUCAUAUGAUCUGGCUAGUGGAUACAGCCGAGGUAGUUUUCCAUCUCUUUAAGUGAAGCAGCUUUUUCACUUUUUGAAAGAACUUUUUUGAACAAAAAGCUGCAAACGAAUAAUUUUUUAUCUAUGCAUCUAUAUGAUGAUUAAUCAGAAGGAAAAUUUUGGACCAACUUAUUUGGUGAAAUGUUUGGCCUGUGCAGAUGGAUAAUCUUGCUGCUUACUUGAUGUCAGGGACUUUUACAACAAUCUCUAAAAGCUUAAUCUUCAAAAAGACUUGGAAGUUCUAUCCUUAUAUAAAAUAUUGGUGCAGGAACUGAUUAAUAAUUUUUAAAAGGGUUUUAAUAUGCUUUCUCACAGAGAUGAAGUCACCGUGGAUAAGGUGAGGGAUUGUUAUUAGAAUAUUAUCUCAGGGUGUUAUUUCACUUGUUUCCAUAUACUGAAAAAUAACUAUAAUCAUGUAGUCUGAAUGAAAAGAAAAAGCCAAUUUUUAAAGGAAAGUAAUCACUUUUAACUGUUUAUUAGAAAUAAAGACUACAAGAACUGUGAUUAGAAAAUGAUGGUUUUCAAUUUGAAAUAUGGAAAUAAAGUCAUAUUUUAUAGAGCAAUUUGGCGCUUUUAUAUUCAGAAAGAUGCAUGGCAUCUUCAUGUUUUCCUCAUAAAAAUCUGUCAGUAGAUCGUACUGUUUUACAUAAAAAGCUUGCUUAAUAGCAUGUGCUCUUGGCUCUCCGCAGUACUGAGUUUAUAUUAUCAAGAGGAUGUUGUAUGUGGAAUAUAUUAAAUUUGGAGUAAAAGCAAAUUAUUACUAAAACAGUGAAUGGAAAGCUUCAUAGACGGGGACUACAAAGUGGAUCUUGGAUUAUCACUACAGUCUAACUUUGGUUUAGGAUAGAAAAUGAGAGUAGAUAUUGGAUAUUUUAAAUUCCAGUAGAAAACAGUGAGUCCAAAAUUUAACAAAUUUUAAUGGGUAGAGAAAUAUAGUGAUAUAGUUCUUUAUAUGGCAGGUGCCUUGAAUGUAUUUGGAACAUAUAAACUGUUGAAAGCACUGACAACUUGGUUUAUUGUAAAUAAUCUCAAACCAUCAACAGAAGCAAUUCAAUUAGUUAAAGGCUUGUGUUUUAGGAUCUUACACUCGACUGCUCUAUUGCUCUAUUUCACGUCAUCUGAUGUGAGCAGAAGGGGCAAUAUGUUUGUAGAAUUGACAGUGAAGUGACGAAAGUGUAAAAAUUCUGCUUGUUCAGAAUGUAAUAAGGCACAAUAAAGCUGGUCUUUAUUUCUCUCAUAAUCCCAUUUUCCUCUGAAUUUACUUUGUGU
Pangasianodon hypophthalmus (striped catfish) is the source of this 2918-nucleotide messenger RNA. Its product is annotated as protein FAM181B. Bases 694 to 1662 code for a protein of 322 amino acids. The transcript has a single exon. The record is from RefSeq and is a predicted model, not a curated record. NCBI's taxonomy places the organism in Eukaryota, Metazoa, Chordata, Actinopteri, Siluriformes, Pangasiidae.